This is a messenger RNA of Rhodamnia argentea, 3064 nucleotides long. RefSeq names its product protein MLN51 homolog. Gene Ontology annotation, cellular component: exon-exon junction complex. Gene Ontology annotation, molecular function: mRNA binding. The transcript is spliced from 11 exons. Bases 355 to 2460 code for a protein of 701 amino acids. The record is from RefSeq and is a predicted model, not a curated record. Lineage: Eukaryota; Viridiplantae; Streptophyta; Magnoliopsida; Myrtales; Myrtaceae. Gene Ontology annotation, biological process: mRNA processing.
UCUCUCUCUCUCUCUCUCUAAAAAUCUAGGGUUUUCGUCAGUACGAAUCGUUUCUCCGAUUGCGGAGCCAAAAUCAACCACCCCCUGAUUCGUUCAAUUUCGAGCCCUAAUAACGAUUGCCGCUACGGCAUCGAAGAUUUUGGGGAUCGUCAUUGGUUCGGGAUUUAGCAAUUUUGGCACUUCCGUUUCGGCGACAGUGGCUUGUGCUUGCGUGCAAUCCGUUCUGCUAGGUGCGUGGUCGUUGAGAAACAUUCGCUCUCAUUCGAUCCAUUGAAAUUUUUGUUUUUUCCCUCUCUCCUUCCCUUUCCUAGUGUUGGCGAUUUUGAGUGUGGCGUUCCGGUUGAGGCCGAAUCGAUGGCUACGGGGAGAGAGGAUGAGGUGGAAUACGAGAGCGAUCCCGAUGAGACGAAGCAAUCCCUGGCGAUGCGGAGGCGAAGAGCUGCGAGUGACGACGAGGAGAGUGAGAAGGAAGAGGCAUUGGAGGGAGAAGGCGGGAAGGAAUCUCGAGCGGGUCGGGUUCGCUCCGAGGAGUCCGACAGCGAGGGUGGGGCGGCUGAUUAUGACGAUGAAGAGGGUGAGUUAGAGGAAGAGGAAGAAUUGGAUGGAGAAGAGGAAGAGGAGGAAGGCAAUUAUGAAGACGCGGAAGAAGUGAUUGAUGAAGAAAAAAUGAAUGAGAGGCGUGUUGGGGAAGUGGAGAGGAAUGACAACAUCAACAUGGGGCAUGAGGAGGAGAAAGAGGUGGUGGAUCGAGAUUUCAAGGAUGAGGGUCAGAUAGCCGUGGAGGAGCCUCUGGGUGAGUGGGGGGAGGAUCAGGCAGAAGAUCAGGUGGAGAAGAAGGAGAACGAGCCUUACGCAGUACCCACUGCUGGGGCUUUUUACAUGCAUGAUGAUCGAUUUCGGGACAAUGUAGGUGGCCGCAACAGGAGGACUUUUGGUGGUAGGAGGCUGUGGGAGUCAAAGGAUGAAAGGAAGUGGGGCCAUGACAAGUUUGAAGAGAUGACCAUGCAAGAAAGGCGCUAUGAUGAGAGAAGGAGGACUUCCAGAGGUAAUUAUCGAGGUCGUGGUAGAAAUCGGGCUGUUGACCGUGGAUAUGUUAGAGGGAACAGAGCAAGAGCUUUUGAUAACAAUAGUCCAGUUGGCACAGGUAAUAACAGUAGCAAUCAGAACCAAGUACCUAGAGGUGUGAGAGGGAGAGGGCCUAGAAGAUAUGAAAGUUCUCUGAAGAAGAGCAGUCAUGCACCUCCAAAUCAUAACAAACAAUCCAAGAAGCCUGUUGAAGAAGCUUCGCAAGAUAACUUGGGGCAAGUGUUUAUAUCCACUUUGAAUACAGAAGCUGAUCAAGCUCCUGCAAAAAAACAAACAUUUGCAUCAAGUUUGAAUUCUGCUUCUCCACCUUUUUAUCCUUCCAGCUCUACUAGUAAGGAUGUUGCACCAACACAGAAAAAGGAUGGGCAAGUUGGAAAUCUUAGUCGGAACAAUCGUGCUUCUAUGGUGGAUGACAAUUUUUCUGGGCCUCCUCCUAAUGCAUUGUUGCGAGGAAAGAACAUAGCUAAUUCAGUUGGCAUAGAUAAGCUCUCCAUUGAUGAUUCUGUCACUACUUCUGCUGCGAAACCUUUGGCCACUUUGCAUAUUGCUCCUACUGGUUCAUCUGUCAAUGCUUCUCAGUCUUUUCAGACUAGGGCUCAAGGAAAGGCAAUGGCUCCCCCUGCAGGACAGAUGCCUUAUCAAAAUAACCCUUCCCAGGGCCAAAGGAACAGACUAUCGCCACAAGUGCAGGUCCAUGCUGGUCAGAGAAAUGCUGGCCCAAAUAGAGUUCAAACUUCCCCUCAAGUAGCAGGACAGCGUCCUGGUAGUGGAUCUCAAGCGUCCUCUCCACCUACAACAGCUGCUUCCGUAAAUUCAUAUGAAACCGCAGAGAUGGAAGCUGCUUCUGAAGCAAACAAGUCAGCUGGGGCUUUGGUUGGAAAGGGAAAAGGCAGUGUUCAAGGAGGUGGGAGGGGCUCUUUUGUUUACAGUGGUGCUCAUGUCGUGGGGGCUGGUGGGAAUAUGGGUGUUGGUCAUGGCGAUCAAAACUUCCCUGGUACUCCCGCAUUUUUACCUGUUAUGCAAUUUAGUGGUCAGCAUCCUGGAGUCCCGACUGUUGGCAUGGCAUUUCCAGGAUAUGUUGCCCCACCUCAACUUGGUCUGGGGGCAAAUUCUGAGAUGACAUGGUUACCCGUACUCGCGGGUGCCGCAGGAGCUUUAGGGGCUACAUAUUGUUCGCCGUACAUUGCUGUUGAUGGUGCUUAUCAUGCUCCUUCCGGGCAGACAACUUCAAUGGCCACGUCAAGCAAGGAAGGUCAGUCAAACAAAACUAACUCUGAUUGGAAGCCCUCUCAAAAACCUGAACUUUUAAGUGAGGAACAUGGACAGCGACAAAAUAAACCUCGUAGAUACUCAGAGAUGAAUUUCGGCCAGUGAAGCUUCAAUAAUGUGGAGACUGAAUUAGCAAGUUUAAGGCCGUCUCUUAGGCCCUUGUGAUUUCCAGCUUUUGGUCUGGUGCACUUUGGGCCAACAUAUGUUCCCAGAUAGGUUAGGUAUGGGAAUCGACCCAAAUGCAUCUCUUUUCUCCUCCUUAAUUAUGUUUCUGCAGAAGUGGAUGGAAAAUAAUUUUUCGCCCUUAAUCUGUCUGCUAGGUGUUCUGUUACUCGUCGGUUUACCUGUGGUUUGAUUUCUGAAAGAAGCUUUUGUGUGAGAGAGAGAGAGAUGGUGACAGGCUUUUUCAGAGAGCUAUAAGAAGAUGAAUAAGAAGAAUCAAUGUGCAGCAGCAGCUGUUAUGAGACAUGAAGUUGAUAGUAUCGUGUGGUUGAGUUCUGUGUUCCCGAGAUUUGCAUUUUCUGAUGCCCUGUUUUCUGGUUUGGUUAAUGCAUGGUUUUUACUAUUCUUCCGGGACAUGACUGGGCUCUAGUGCCAUAAUCCAAGUGUUAUGUUAAUUGAGUUGGUCAAUGAUUCUUUUCCAUAAACCAUCUGUACCAGCUACUUUCAAACUUCAAUUGGCAUUGGAAGCAUGUCUUCUUUACAUUUA